This is a messenger RNA of Anthostomella pinea, 1611 nucleotides long. The record is from the annotation of a GenBank genome assembly. Lineage: Eukaryota; Fungi; Ascomycota; Sordariomycetes; Xylariales; Xylariaceae.
AUGGCAGCAAGUCAUGACGAGCCCCCGACCUUCCACCGCGACUCCCCCUCGCCCGAGACGACACCUGGCCCGGCUCUAGGCUCCAAGGUGGGCAUGGGGAUGCCCAGGUGUCUGUCCACAGCGUCGUCAGUUUCCCGCGGUUCAAGCACCGAUGGCUCUUACCGCGACUCCUUCGGUAGUGAGUCCUACUCUCGACAUUCAUCUUCGAGCUACCAGUCGAGGAGGUCCGACAUCAGCUUUGCCUCGUCCCGCCAAUCGACCAUGAGCUUCGACAGGCCCGCCAAACGACGAGGUUACACGAGGCCCCAGGGAACAGACUUUGCCGCGAGUGCGAAACAGAGGGAGAGCGUCUUGAGUCUGGGGAGCAUAUCACAUCUUCAAUACUACUUUGCGAGGACGGGGCUGCUGGAUGGCAAAGGCGGGCAGUUGUCUAGGAAGCGACACCCUAGGGCCACCCUAGAUCUGUCGUCGCUGGACGCCUCGUCGUACCUGAAUCCGAACGCUGCAGGAUCUGAUGUCGACUCUUCGUACGCUUCGAUGGGCAGUAGCCCGGACUUGGGGGCUCCGAACUUUGGGGGAGGCCCCAUGGUGGAAUCACCCACGGAUGAUCACGAAGGCGGUUUCGAUUUCGACGACUUCGAAGGCACGGAUCCUGACAUCCUGCCGCCAACGACGAGCACAUACAAUCAUCGCGUGAAACCCGUCGCAAGGCCACCUACAAUUGAGGAGCUCAAGGCAGACUUGACACAAGCUCUAGAUGCCGCUUCAAAGGUUCUCGCUGAAGCAGCGCCCUCAUCAGGGGACCCCCCCAGCAAGGAGACCACCACUACUGGUUCAUCCCCGUCCCGGUCACCGAAACCGACGCAAGGCUGGUACGAGAUCCAGGGCAUGCAGGUACUCGACGUGAUGACACUAGCUAUACGAGCUGCAAAGGUGUACUAUACUGCGCACGAUCAUCCAGACCGCUUGGACGCCAUCAAGUCCGAACGGGAAAUCCGCUCAGACUUACUCUCCGUCAUGGAAGUGUUGAAGCACACGGCAACUAGGAAUUUUGCCGGUGGCACUCGUGUCGAUGAGCACGACGUAAUGACCUCGUGGAUUGAAGGCAUACACACGCUGCUCAGAAAAGAGGACGAGAUGGAAAAUACGGAGCGAAGAGAGAGGGCUAGCUGGACAUGGCUGAAGGGCGACUGGACUGGAAGGGAGAUCGAGCGGGAGAUCGCAUUUCUCUCGUCGCUGGACAGCGAGGCGGAGCCAUUACCCCCUUGGACGCCAAUCGAGCAAGCGGCGGAACUGCCAACGCCGUUCUUGCGAAGCAUGCAGAACGGCCUCAGGCUCGUGCAAUUUCACAACGAGGCCGUCAAAAAGUCACGAAGGCGGUUUGGAUCCAUCGGCACGUUCCACACGGACACGCAGAAACCGUACAGGUGCGCAGACAAUCUUCGCUACUGGAUCAAGGCCGGCGAGUUGCGGUGGGAGGUAAUGCUCAAGGUCGACGUCAUGGGCAUCGUCUCCAACAGCAACCCUGAGGUCUGGAAGGGCUUCGAGGCCGCGAUCUGGCAGUGGUGCCGCAAGGUACGGGAGGAGAUCACGGCCGAGUGGGAGAGCUGA